AUGGCUGCAGCGGAUUGCGUGCUGGCAAUAGACUGGCCGAGCUUGACAGACCCACGGAAGGAGGAGAAGAUCCAUGUACUUCAGGACCUGGGCUUCUCGCCCUGCGAGGAAGUGGAGUCGCCGGUGGCCAUUGAGCUACGUCUCCAGAUGGAGGGAGCACCACCUCGUGAGCUAAGCCGCACAUCGCGGGACCUGCUGGUGGAUGUCAUGCAGGUGCUGGUGAUGACGGACUUGGAGCUCUGCUUCUGGCCUCCUCAGUGCUCCGAGGAAGAGGCGCGGCAUUCGUUGUCCCAGCUGAGCCCCUGUGUGCGUCGCAGGGCGGUCUUGGCUGCGCGGAAGUUGUUGAGGCCACAACUGGCCGAGGCAGCAUCGGCAUGUGACCUCUCCGGCAUUGCCCGUGCGGAGGCCGUGAAGGUGGACGGUGCGAAAAGCCUCGCGCUUCCGCGGGCCGAGAGCCACUCGGCUCUUCGAGUCGUGGAGGUCCCAGCGAGGGGCCUCGGCGUGGUGGUUCUGGAGGAUCUCAAUAGUGGAGAAGAGCUCUUCGCCAUCCCUGAGGAGAAGCUGCUCAAUAUACACAGCGCUCUCAAGUCUGAGCACUUCGGGGGCCUUGCGGAGCAGCUGCUGCACGUCGGCCUUCACGUGGAGGCCGUGACUAUGCUGUUUGCAAUCGCAGAACACAGGCGCUGCCAGGCGUCGCCCACCGCGGAAUCCCCGUGGAGGGCGGUGCUCGAGCGCGCGCCGCAGCUCGACGAGGACCUGCUGCCAAUAACCUGGCCGAUAGAGGCCCUGGAGGCCUUAGGAGAACAAAUCUCCAAGCUCGUCGAGGAAACUCAGCUGACCCUCUGGGCUCUGUCUCGGGAGGUGUCCACAGCCUUGGCCGCUGCGGCAAAGGCCGCGAAGUGCAUGGGAGGAGCCGUGAGUUUCGACGACCUCCUCUGGGCCAGGUGCCUUUUCGACAGCCGCGCGGUGUCGCUGGAAAUCAAGGCAGAUUGCCCACACAUCGCCGGAGUGCAGUUUCCUUCCCGUGUCGUCUGCCUCGCCCCUGAGGUGGACCUGCUCAACCACAGCUCCUCAGGAGCCUGUGCACCGCCUUACUUCGACAACCAGCGGCGCGCGCUGGUCGUCGAGCUGGCAGCACCCGUUCGCAGCGGUUCAGAGGUCUGCCUUUCCUAUGGCCCUCUGCAGAGCUGGGAGCUCCUCUUCUACUACGGCUUCUGCCCAGAGGCCAACCCCCACGAUCGGCUUAUCAUCAACGUAGACCUGCCCGAUGACGAAGGCAUCAGCGAGAAGGAGGUGGUGUUGCAACUGCAGGGCAUCCCCACCGAGUUGGCCUUGCGACCCGGCCCUGUCCAGGUCGCCGAGUCCUGGGCUUGCCUGGGCACCUUGCCUCCCCAGCUGCUGAGGUGUUUUCGCGUGCUGCUCGGGGAGAUUCAUUGCCUGGAUGUCGACGCUGCCCCUGGAGAUGGGGCGAUGUUGGAGCUGGACCUGCAAUGCUUGGAGGCGAUCCAGGACCUGCUGGUCGGCUUGCUGGAGCCGUUGCUGACAGCAGUGCCAGGAGGAGGGGAGCCACCCUUCUGGUAA
This is a messenger RNA of Symbiodinium sp. CCMP2456, 1581 nucleotides long. The record is from the annotation of a GenBank genome assembly. Lineage: Eukaryota; Dinophyceae; Suessiales; Symbiodiniaceae.